AUGAGUAAUCUUCAAAUUGUGUCGAAGCAACUGGAACCGUGGUGUGAACUUAAAGACAAAGUGGUUCUUAUGACAGGAGCUUCCUCUGGUAUAGGAAGAGAGAUCUCUCUUGAUCUAGCCAAAGCUGGCUGCAAGAUUAUAGCAGCAGCUCGUCGAGUCAACUGUCUCGAAUCUCUUUGCUCUGAAAUCAACACAACAGGAUCAGUCCAAGCCGUUUCCCUUGAGCUAGACGUUUCAUCAGACGCAACCGCCAUUCAAAAAGCGGUUAAAGAAGCUUGGGAUAGCUUUGGAAAGAUAGAUGCGUUGAUCAACAAUGCCGGAAUCAGAGGCAACGUCAAGUCUUGUUUAGAUCUGUAA
This is a messenger RNA of Eruca vesicaria subsp. sativa (arugula), 357 nucleotides long. The record is from the annotation of a GenBank genome assembly. NCBI's taxonomy places the organism in Eukaryota, Viridiplantae, Streptophyta, Magnoliopsida, Brassicales, Brassicaceae.